This is a messenger RNA of Balaenoptera acutorostrata (minke whale), 3960 nucleotides long. RefSeq names its product family with sequence similarity 118 member A (gene SIRAL2). The record is from RefSeq and is a predicted model, not a curated record. The transcript is spliced from 10 exons. NCBI's taxonomy places the organism in Eukaryota, Metazoa, Chordata, Mammalia, Artiodactyla, Balaenopteridae. Bases 412 to 1566 code for a protein of 384 amino acids.
CCGGCUCCGGCUCCGGCUCCGGCUCCGGCUCCGGGUGCGCGCGCCGUCUUCCCACCCGCAGACCGACUUCCGCCCGGCCCCGCCCAGCACGAGGAGCGCGCGGCCUCCCGGAGCCCCCGGAGACUUGGACCGCUGAGCGGGAGGAGGCGGCGGGAGCGCGAGCUCCGACCAGCGUCUCGGCGGCGCCGCGGGAUUGAACAGGAAGAACCCUGAGUUCCGUCCUGCAGGGGGAGGUUGAGAAAGGAAGUCUGCGGCCUCCUGAGCUCUGUGACUCCAGAGGUUGAAUCCGGAGCAUCUUUCCUGUGAGAGGUUCCCAAGCUUUCAAAACUCGGGUACUAAUAAAGGAACUUUCAUCUGGGAAGUAGAAGUCGCUUCUGACCGAUUGCUUCUGAAUCUCUUUAGGAUUCACAGAUGGAUUCCAUGGAAAAGACAACAAACAGAAGUGAACAAAAAUCAAGUAGAAAGUUUUUAAAAAGCCUCAUCCGGAAACAGCCCCAGGAACUGCUCCUGGUCAUCGGGACGGGAGUCAGUGCCGCCGUGGCCCCAGGGAUCCCCGCCCUGUGCUCGUGGAGGAGCUGCAUCGAGGCUAUCAUCGAGGCCGCAGAGCAGCUCGAGGUGCUGCACCCCGGGGAUGUGGCCGAGUUCCGCAGGAAGGUGACCAAGGAUGGGGACCUGCUGGUUGUCGCCCAUGACCUGAUCCGGAAGAUGUCCCCUCGCACGGGCGACACCAAGCCCAACUUCUUCCAGGACUGCCUGCUGGAGGUUUUCGACAACCUGGAGCAGCACAUCCAGAGCCCGCUGGUGCUGCAGUCCAUCCUCAGCCUGAUGGAGAGGGGCACCAUGGUGCUGACCACCAACUACGACAACCUGCUGGAGAUCUUCGGGCAGCAGCACAACAAGCCCAUGGAGUCUUUGGACUUGAAGGACAAGACCAAGGUCCUUCAGUGGGCUAGAGGACACAUGAAGUACGGAGUUCUUCACAUUCACGGCUUAUACACAGACCCCUGCGGGAUGGUGUUGGACCCAUCGGGAUACAAAGACGUUACUCAAGACCCAGAAGUCAUGGAAGUUCUUCAGAACUUGUACUGCACCAAAUCUUUUCUGUUUGUGGGCUGCGGAGAGACCCUUCGUGAUCAGAUAUUCCAGGCCCUCUUCCUUUAUUCGGUGCCGAACAAGGUGGAUUUGGAGCACUACAUGGUUGUGCUCAAGGAGAACGAAGACCAUUUCUUUAAGCAUCAGGCAGACAUGCUUCUGCAUGGGAUCAAAGUCGUGUCCUACGGGGACUGUUUUGACUAUUUUCCGGGGUACGUGCAAGACCUUGCCACUCAGAUCUGCAAACAGCGAAGUCCAGAUGCCGAUCGAGUGGACAGCACCACGUUGUUCGGUAAUGCAUGCCAGGACUGUGCAAAGAGGAAGUUAGAAGAAAAUGAAAUUGAAGUUUCAAAGAAACUCAGACAAUCAGAUACUGCCGUGUCACCCUGGAGCCCCCUUCCUUGCUGUCCUGGAUUACCGCCAGGUCUGCCUUCUGCCCGCCGCACCCACUUCUGCCAGAACCUCCUCCGGUAGCUCCCCCGGCCCCCGCCCCCCGAGGACCGGCUCGUCACUGUUGGUUGGAGCAUGGGAUUCUUCAUUCAUGACUCCCCCUUGGAACUCCACUGUCUUAAGUGGCCAGGUUUCCUGUUGAAGAGGGUCUGCUGCAACCCAGAUCUCUGUGAUUUGUAGGUGACCUAUUCUUUCUUUUCUGGAAGCUUUUAGGAUCUUCUUCUUUCUUGAUGUUUAGAAACUUCCUGAGGAUGUGUAUAGGUGAGCAAGGUUUUUAUAUACCUUGCUCAGUUUUUUCUUCCCUCCAGUUCUGGAAUAAUCUGUCUCCUCUGUUCCCUCUUCCUUCAGUCACAUUAGUUGGGACCUCCUGGACUCAUUUCUACUGUGUUUUCUCUAAUGUCUUAAUUUUCUUCAAAAACUUUCUGGAGGAUUCUCAAAAUAUGUUCCACCCUUUUCUUUUUAAUUUUGGGUGUUAAAUUUUUAUUUUGGGUGUUAUUGUUCAUUUCUGAGAGCUCUUGUUUUCUGAUUUAGUUUUUCUCAUAGCAUCUGUUGUUUUAGGACUAUGGUAUCUUUUCAAAUCUCUAGAGAUACCAGAGACUUCCCUGGUUAUCUGACUACUCUAUUCCUGAAAACAUUAGAAUAGAGGAUUUUUCGAUAACAGAGUUUAUUUUUUAUUAGAUAAGAAAACCUCAGUAAAACACUCUUAAACGCCAAUAUAAUAAUCUACCAAGAAUUUCGGAGAGCUAUGAAGCAUUUAACAUACUACCAGUUACUUACAUAACAUUUAAAUUAGGUCCUCAGUGCAUAUGUUUGAGCAGUACUGUGAUACUGCAUUUUCCUUCUACACCACAAGGAACGUGUACUGUUGAAAUAGUUUGUUAUGGAUACAAAAAUUCAUAAUAAACGUUAAACAAAUAAGCAAACACGGCAGGUUUCUCAGUGGCUGCCUGCAGAGUGAGUUGGGCCCGGUGGGAGGAGGAGACAGGUGAGGUGCUGGCUCCUACUGGCUGGCGGUGGUGGUGGUGAGUGUGUGUCGGUGAGCCUUUUGAGGGGCCGGCUGAGUUCCAACUGCGGCUGACACUGCGCCCACCCCCCUUACAUUCUGUACAACUUCAGUGCACGUAUCUUUAGAGGAAGAAUUCCAUUUUGAUAGUAUUUUGGAUAAAAUUCUUUGAAGUCUUUUAGCAAAUAUUUGGAUUGUGAAUCCAGUAGUUAGGGACAUCUGUAACUAAACUAAAAAAAUAAAACUAGUGUAUGUAUGUAUGUAUGUAUGUAUGUAUUUAUUUAAUUUAUGGCUGUGUUCCGUCUUCGUUUCUGUGCGAGGGCUUUCUCCAGUUGCGGCAAGUGGGGGCCACUCUUCAUUGCAGUGCGCGGGCCUCUCACUAUCGUGGCCUCUCUUGUUGCGGAGCACAGGCUCCAGACGCGCAGGCUCAGUAAUUGUGGCUCAUGGGCCCGGCCGCUCCGUGGCAUGUGGGAUCUUCCGGGACCAGGGCUCGAACCCAUGUCCCCUGCAUUGGCAGGCGGAUUCUUAACCACUGCGCCACCAGGGAACCCCAAAACUAGUGUUCUUUGAGUUGUUCCCUCCGGGACAAGAGAUUCUCUUCCUCUAGUCUCCUUCCUGCUGUGUGUUUCCCCCAUGUCUGGGGCUCCUCAGUUGCCUGCCGGCAUUUUAGAAGGUGGGCCCGGGUGACUGUUCCGCAGUCGGCUGUGUGGAUUUGCCGGCGCCGCUGCUGCAUAUGCAUAGCUUUCCUGUCCCAGGCCGCCCUCUGAAUUGGUGGUGUGUGCAUAGGGCAGCAGAGCGGACUGCCUGGUGGACUUUGCUCCAGAGCAGUGGGCAAGCCAGUCUGUGGGCUCCUCGGGGAUCCCCUGGAUGCCAGCACCCACACCAGCAGCCUCCUCUCCAAGCAGGUCUGUCUGUGUAGAGAGCGCCCUCUGGUCUUUCUUACAGAAAGCUUUGUCCUGCUGUGCAUGUGGGUGAGACCAAGGUUCACCUUCUCAGUGCUGCUGGCCAUACCUGCAGGCGGGAGGGCUCAGAGCAGCACGGCAGGCUCCCACCUGCAGGCAGUCCCGUUGCGCACACACCCUGAGCCUUCACUCUUCUCUGCAAGUCAGCAGGCUCCCGCCCUGUGUGCUGAAAUUGCCCCUCACUGUUGACAGCCGCCCCCUCUUCCAGUCCACUGAGACGGGGAAAAGCACGCACAUUCAUGGGUCGAGAUUUCCAUGGAGCUUUGCAAAUCUAAUGUUAUCAUUUACUUUGGUCCCGUGGUGGUAUUUAUAACUCAGAAAGCCAUUUUUAGACAGUGGCCACUAUUUCCAUUCUGGAGGUAUUUUCAAAGUCUUUAGCACAUAAGAAAAACCAUAAUCAAUUUUUGAAAUAAAAAUCCCAUUGCAGAUACUUUUUUAAGAUCAACUUUAAUG